Tripterygium wilfordii is the source of this 1692-nucleotide messenger RNA. Its product is annotated as ethylene-responsive transcription factor RAP2-12-like. NCBI's taxonomy places the organism in Eukaryota, Viridiplantae, Streptophyta, Magnoliopsida, Celastrales, Celastraceae. The record is from RefSeq and is a predicted model, not a curated record. The transcript has 3 exons. Bases 112 to 1356 code for a protein of 414 amino acids. Gene Ontology annotation, biological process: ethylene-activated signaling pathway; regulation of DNA-templated transcription. Gene Ontology annotation, molecular function: DNA binding; DNA-binding transcription factor activity.
CUAUGCCAUCACUCUGUCAAAACAAAAGCCAAAAAACCCAAAAAUCAAAAUCCUCAUUUUGACCCUACUCUCUGAAAAUCAUUUCACCUUUGUCCCCAAACGGCUUCCACCAUGUGUGGCGGUGCUAUAAUCUCCGACUUAAUAUCUCCGAUGACGGUGCAACCUUCGAUGCGGGUGACUGCUGAUCUGAUAUGGCCUGAUCUGAAGAACCGGAGCUCAUGCAAGCCCAGGAAGGUGGUCAAGCGGAACGAUGACGAUGACUUCGAGGCUGAUUUUAAGGAGUUCAAGUCGUGCAAGUCCAGGAAGGUGAUCAAUCUGGACGAUGACUUCGAGGCUGAUUUUAAGGAAUUCAAGGGCGAAGAAUCGGACGAGGAAGAGGAACUGGAUGUGAAGCCCCUCGUUUUCUCUGCCGCCCCUCCUCAAGCUGAGAGCCGCAGCCGUGGGAUCUCUCGUGGCUCUACGAUUACAAAAACUAUGGAAUUCGGUGGGCAAGCUGAGAAAUCUGCUAAGAGGAAGAGAAAGAACCAGUAUCGAGGAAUCCGGCAGCGCCCUUGGGGAAAAUGGGCAGCCGAGAUUCGCGACCCUCAGAAAGGGGUCCGGGUAUGGUUAGGAACUUUUAAUACUGCAGAAGAAGCUGCCAGAGCUUAUGAUGCUGAAGCACGUAGAAUUCGUGGAAAGAAAGCUAAGGUGAAUUUCCCUGAGGAGACUCCACUGGCUUCUCCAAGGCGUUCAGUGAAGGUAAACUCUUAUUCACCGGUUCCUAAGGCCAAUCUGAACUCUGUCCAACCACAUGUGGACCAAAAUAUGUAUGGCCUGAACAAUCCUGAUCUGGAUUGUUAUGGUAAUAUGGGAUUGUUGGAAGAGAAACCACCUACGAAUCAGUUUGGAUGUCUGGACACUUCGACUGCCAAUGGAAGUGUUGGUGUCAAGUCCAUUUCUUCCUCCGAGAAUACCCCGAUGUAUUUCAAUUCAGACUCAGGGAGUAACUCUUUGGAUUGUUCAGAUUAUGGGUGGGGGAAAACAGGUCCUGGAACUCCUGAAAUCUCAUCUGUUAUUUCAGCUUUGGAAGGUGAUGACUUGCUCUUCAUGGAAGAUGCUAACCCCAAGAAGAAGCAGAAGUCCAGCUGUGAGGAGGUGGUGCCUGCUCAAGAGAAGUCUGCUAAAUCCCUGACUGAUGAGCUUAUGGAUUUUGAUUCACAGAUGAAGCUCCUUCCGAUUCCUUGUCUUGACGGGAGUUGGGAUGCUGGACUUGAUAGUUUCCUUAACGGAGACUCAACUCAAGACGGAGGGAACUUUAUGGAUCUUUGGAACUUUGAUAAUCUCUCCUCCACGCAGGUGGCGGGGGGAGUUUUCUAAAUGAAUUUGGUCUGCUUCCUGGCUCUUGUAUAUAAAGCUACAUGUUAGGUUGGUUGUCUGACAUGAAGAUGGAGUACUAGAGAGCCUUUAUGAGGAGUUCCCCGAGUCUGGAUGUUUUGGUACAUGGGGGGUAUUAGUAUGACAUGGUUGUUUAGGUGCAUUUUUUUAAUGUUUGAGACGUUUGACGACUGCCGGAUGUGUGAAUUUGGCAAGUCCUGAAACCAAAUAAUAUAUAUUUACUUUGUUUCUACAUGGUCUUUGGUUUUAACUAGAGGCCAUAAAUCUUUGAUGGAUUGCUUUUUAUAAAAUAAAAUCAGAAUGAAUGGAAGGAGAAAA